AACAGUACCAUGUAUACCAUUGGUUAAGAAAUCUGAGUGAUUGUGCUAAUUGUAAUUAUUAUCCCACAUGAAUGGAUUAUUAGCAAACAUAAUUUUUGGAAUUUGCUUGAAUAUUACUAAUGGAUAUAAAUGGAAAUGAUUUCCAAGAAGGUUAUGAGUAAAAAGAUGAUUGAUUGGCUAUAGAUUGCCAUCAUUGGAGAACUUAAUACGAAAAUAUAGGGUUGGAUCAUUUGUAACAGAAAUGUUAGAUAGUCUUGGAAAUUAAUUUAUAACUUUUUGCUUAUUCCUUACUUGACAAUCAAAGUCCCCUCAAGAAGAACGAAAUAAAAUAGGGAUAUCAAAUGGAUCAUCGUCACGUAAAUGACAUCAUUAAGCAGCCAAACGUAAUCUUAUGUCAAGCUUGAUCUUUUUAAAUUGUGUAGAGCAACUACUAAUAAAGGUAUUGAAAAAGCUACUGAAAUACUAAUGAAGAAAAAAGUUAUUAGCUUCAUUAUUCUGUUUUUUAAAUUUGAUUUCCUAAUGUUCCUUUCGAUUGUAUCUUUUGUGAUGUAGUUAGCAGCUAGAACUAGACUGAUUCCAAAAAUCAUUGUCAAAUUAAAUACAAAAUGUAUGUAAUUUUAAAAUGGAUGAUUGGCCAACCAUUAACUGAUUGGAUCUAUUAUCAGCUUCAAUACAGAAUAAAAUCGAUUUUGAACUGCUUAGGAAUUUAAUGCUGCAAAAUCCUUGUUUAUAUCAUAUGAAUAUGGAUAAAUAACUAGCAAAAAUGAAAACAACCUUCCUAAAGCAUAAAAACCUGGUAGCUAUGUGAUUUUAAAUUGCCAGUCAAAAUAUCCAAGUUGGAUGCAAAAUAAUUCGAUAGCUAAGCUGAAC
Paramecium octaurelia is the source of this 870-nucleotide messenger RNA. NCBI's taxonomy places the organism in Eukaryota, Ciliophora, Oligohymenophorea, Peniculida, Parameciidae. The record is from the annotation of a GenBank genome assembly.